AUGGCCGAAAACAAGGUUCAUCCAGCCACCAUUGUUUCCAACAUUAAGGCGUGCAUCCCUAUCACCCUUGAUUAUGAAGGAAAACAAUACAACAGCUGGUACACCCUUUUUCAACUUCAUUGCCGUGCUAAUAUGGUGAUCAACCAUAUUCAACCUCUAACAGUUAAUCCUUCGGUCGCGGUUCCCGCUCCGACGGAAGCCGAAAAGGCUUUAACACAGAGACUUGAUGAAAUUGUUCGUCAAUGGAUUUACGGGACCAUUUCUAAUGAUCUCCUAAAUUCCAUCAUCGAUCCUGAUGACUCGACAGAUGAUGCUUGGAACAGAUUGCAGCAAUUUUUUCUUAACAACAAAUCUGCAAGAGCUUUGCAAUUUGAUGCGCAAUUUACAAACACCAAGCUUGCUCAUUUUGAUGGUGUUAAGUCUUAUUGCGCUCAGCUAAAAACUCUAGCUGAUAAUUUGAGGAAUGUUGGAGAUAAAGUCUCUGACAAUCGAAUGACUCUACAACUUUUGAAAGGCCUCUCGUAG
Molecule: messenger RNA, 525 nt
Organism: Impatiens glandulifera
Lineage: Eukaryota; Viridiplantae; Streptophyta; Magnoliopsida; Ericales; Balsaminaceae
Exons: 1
Coding region: 1-525 (174 amino acids)
Source: RefSeq, a predicted model, not a curated record